This is a messenger RNA of Cebus imitator (Panamanian white-faced capuchin), 1580 nucleotides long. It is a transcript of the gene NKX1-2, whose product is annotated as NK1 homeobox 2. Gene Ontology annotation, molecular function: DNA-binding transcription factor activity, RNA polymerase II-specific; RNA polymerase II cis-regulatory region sequence-specific DNA binding. The transcript is spliced from 2 exons. Gene Ontology annotation, cellular component: nucleus. The coding region runs from base 44 to 973 and encodes 309 amino acids. NCBI's taxonomy places the organism in Eukaryota, Metazoa, Chordata, Mammalia, Primates, Cebidae. Gene Ontology annotation, biological process: regulation of transcription by RNA polymerase II; cell differentiation. The record is from RefSeq and is a predicted model, not a curated record.
CCCAGACCCCGCGCCGCCGACCGCCGGCCCGCAGGCGACGGGCAUGCUGGCAUGGCAGGACGGCGGGGCCAAGGCGGCUCCCUCCCACCACAAGAUCUCCUUCUCGGUCCUGGACAUCCUGGACCCGCAGAAAUUCACCCGCACCGCGCUCCCGCCUGUGCACCCGGCUCCCCGGGAAGCCAGGAAAAGUUUGGCGGAGGUCGAAGCGGGGAAGGAUGCCAGCUCUGAGGACCCUGACGGACAGUUGGAGACCCCUGAUGCUGCUGGCCGAGGCGCCGGCCGGGCGUCCCCCCUGGAGGGUUCCGAGGCGGAAGAGGAGGAGGAUGCGGAGGAUCCGGGGAGGCCGCGGCGGCGCGAGCGGGCUGCGCGCCUGCUGCCGGGCCUGGCGCGCUCACCUGACGCCCCGGCGGCGGCGUUGGCGUCUGGGGAGCCCUGCGAGGAAGGCGGGGGCCGCCCUGCCGGGUCUCCGGGUUCCCCCGGCUCCCCGCGGCCCAGGCGCCGGCGCGUGGAGUCCAACUGCGCCAAGCCGCGGCGCGCGCGCACAGCCUUCACCUACGAGCAGCUGGUGGCCUUAGAGAACAAGUUCCGGGCCACGCGCUACCUGUCCGUAUGCGAGCGCCUGAACCUCGCGCUGUCGCUCAGCCUCACCGAGACGCAGGUCAAAAUCUGGUUCCAGAAUCGCAGGACCAAGUGGAAGAAGCAGAACCCGGGCGCCGACGGCGCGGCGCAGAUGGGGGGUAGUGCGCCCCAGCCAGGGGCUGCAGCGGGGAGCGGCGGCGGCGGCGCAGGGGGCAGUCCCGGCCCUCCCGGCACUGGGACUCUGCCCUUCCAGACUUUUCCCUCCUACUCCACGGCCAACGUCCUCUUCCCGGCCGCCGCCUCCUUCCCGCUGACGGCCGCCACCCCCGGGAGCCCUUUCGCGCCGUUCCUCGGGCCUUCCUACCUGACCCCCUUCUACGCCCCGCACCUAUGAAUCCGGAGCCUCCGGCCCAUCAUUGGCAUCGUCGUGUGCCCUCGGCUCCUCCACCUAGGUGCUAGUGCGCGGGUGUCAGCGCGCUCCUUCCCUGUCAGCAGCCGGAGACGCCGCACCCCUGCCCGCCGCGUGCACCCGCGAUGCUGGCGGGCAACCAAGGGGUCAGGGAUCCGCCCCCGAAGACUCGGGGGACCGAGACUGACCUCAAACCUUGCCGUUUCUGGACCUUGCUGUUCACUUUGGGUCAGGUUUAAUUCAGUUCAGGGGCUAUGUUUUGAGGGUCUGGAUGGAGGUUCAGUUCAGGGCUAACUAACAAAGAUUACGGGAGGGAAACACCGGGAGCAGCGACGCCUUGGCCGCCAGCUGCUGGCAGCUAGGAUGGAAGCUUCAAUGGUGCUGCCUCACCCGAGGGUGAGGAGCAGUCUCUGUUCACAGCUGGUGGCUUCCCUUCCUCAUGUGUGAUAGUUCAGCCCAUACCCAGAGACUUCUUCCAAAUCCUGAACAAGGCUGGGGAGAGCUUGGUCCUGGAGCACACAUGAGCCGCUCUGAAACAGACUAUUUUUAAAAUGCAUACAACUUGGCCGGGCAUGGUGGCUCACGCCUGUAA